AUAUAAUCAAACUGAAAAGAACUUACCGUGUUGCAAUGAGAACAUUAGCAUAUAUUUUUCCCUGAAAAAAAUAACUACCAUUAACCUUGGGGCAAUGAGAAUAUUAUUGGCUUAUUAUAGUUUUUUCCAGAAAUUCACCUGAACAAUUCUUAUCUUUUUUUACUGGGAUCAUUAUGUUUUGGGAUAAUUCAGCUGGUGGGGUUUGCAGCAUAUUGCGGCCCAUUACAAUAAUAGCUAGCAUGAUUCCACAAAAAAUGUUAUGAUGGAUAGCGUGAGGGCCGUAUGCUACAUCAUGUAUACAACUGCAGGUGAAUUUGCCUUGAAACACGUCUCAGGCUUGAAGAGCAGCCAUCGCACCAUCUUAAUUCCUUCCAACUGUGAUCCGUAGAGUAAUUCCUCUUAUUGCCGGGUUCCUUUGCCUCACGGGGAGGUCCUCUGUAUUAAAGUGGAUUAGUUGAACAGCUCUUAGCCUCUUAGCUAGGCCACUUGCAUUACACUUGUACUUGGGCAUACAGUUUCAUACAUACAGGAGCUUGCAUACAGGUACCAAGGGCAGACUGCCGUUGUGACUUGACAUCUGAAGACAUGCAUAGCAGAUGUUAAAGAUGCAGCUAUAGCUUGAGAAAAGACUUGACAAGAGUCUUCAAUCAAAGGCCUUUACAUUCUGCAGAGGAAUUCUCAACAUUGGCUUCGAUGCAGAAUACGCCAUCAUCCACAAUGACUCAGGCACCGUUGAAGAACGAUGCCAACCAGCAGGGCUGGAAUGAGAUCCAGGAACUACUCCAGCAGACCCAGCAGGAGAACCACUUCAUGAGGCAACAGAUGGAGAUCCUACGCCAUGAGAACCGUGUCCUCAAAGACCGCAUGAAGACCAUCGAUUCAGACACGCAGGUCUCCAAGACGGACAGCGAGAAGGCCAUUCUCCUGGGGCUGGACGGGAACUCUGGUCUGGAGGAGCGUGUGCAAGGUGGCGCGGCGGAAGCCGUGGAGGAAUCAUCCACGAGGGAUUCAUCUUACAUAAUAGCUGACCACACCGGAGAGCUAGUCCUACCUGGCUUUCCGUCGUCCUCAUCAGAUGGUUCGGUGGUUCUUCCGGAUGAGCCAUCGAACAUGUCUGAUGGCAAUUGGGAUAUUCUGAGCAGCGAUGGGGAAGGAUCGAUGGCAAACCUGCAUGACAGGAUCCUUCAGAUGGAGGAAAACCAUUACACUGUCAAUGAGGAGUUGCAAGCAACGCUUCAAGAACUCAAAGACCUUCAGGAUCAGGUGACAGACCUCACCUUAGACACAGAUAAACUCAGUGAGGAGAAGUCAAUGAUCAUUGAAGCCCUCUAUAGGCAAAUGUCCAAAACAGAGAAAAUGAAUAUGGUUGUACAGCAUUUCAAAGGUAUAUGUGAUGAGCAAAAAAUAGAUUAUAAUUUGGAGGAAUUAAACGACUCUUCUCCAAGAACUGCUGUGUCAGACCAGGCUUCAGGAAUGGCCAGAAGUAAAGAAGAGCAGGAGAAGCUGACAAUUCUUUUAAAGGAACACAAUAGUGAGAUUCAGUCAGAAGUCGAUAAGCUCAAGUACCAACUCCUGGAGAUGGAGGGCAUGCUUAGAGGUGCUCUCGCUGCAAGGAAAUCUCUAGAACAAGAGAUAACUGUUUUUAAGGGCAAGUUGUCCAGUUUGGAAGUUGAGCGUGAGAAGGGCGAAACCCUUUUGAGGGCUGAAAAGGACAAAAUAAAUCAGCUGUUUCGGUACUCGGACCCUAAGGGGAUCUUGGACCUUCCCCAGUUGUUGGAAGAUGGAAGACUGAAAACGGACACAGCAGAAUCGAGGUGUGAGGAGCUUGCACGUGCCUUGGAAGAAAGCAAUAACCAUGCAGAGAAACUCCAGGAAGAGUUGGAGAGGAUAGAGGAUGAGUUUGAAUCCAGUAAGAAUCAUUUUGAAGAACAGGUUGAGAGGUAUCAGGUCAUGAUUCGCGAGCUCGACACCGAGAAAGCAGAACUGGAAACGGAAUUGAUUAAUCUCAAGGAAACGGUGAUAGAGUUGGAGGAGACUGUAGAGCGGCAAGAAUACGAUAAGCAACAGCAUCUGAGCACUAUUGCUGACCUUAACCAGGCAGUGCAGACCCUGCGGGAAGAGAAGCAAAAUAUGGGUAGGGAUCUGAUCGACCUGAAGCGUACAAGUGCCCGCGAUUCAGAAGAAUGGGUGCAGUUCCAGCGGGAUCUGCAGAAGGCUGUGGUGAUUGCCAACGAUUACCGCAACGAAGCUCAAAACGAGGUCAAAAUGCUAGAGAAGGACAAAGGGGAGCUUCAUGACCAGAUCAAAAGCCUGUCCGCUGAAGUGGAGAGGCUGCGUAAGAUUGAAAGGACGCUUAAACCCCCUACCCCGACUUCUCCAGCCCCUCCCCGCAGCACUCCUACAGAGAAUGAGAUCCGCCAGAGGAUGCAGGCCAUCAUGAAAUCCUCAGAGAAGGACAUUGUCCGUGGUAGCACUUCUCGUAAAACACUCAGUAACGGGAAAGUCUCGGUGAAGAAUAUCAUCAAGAGCCUGGAGAACAAUGCUGGUGCAGAUGCACCUAAGGCUCCUACGAGUCCCACAGGGACCUCCCCUGUCCCCAUGAACUUCACCAGCAACACCAGGCCUCCAAUGGAGAGGCGGAACACCACCAUAGCAAUAACCAAGAGUAUGAACUCUAAACCUCUAUACACCAGAAGAGCUACCACGACCAUCAUCACCACCCACGACGCUCAGAAGCUGUCAAUGUCUACCUCCGGUCGGGCCAUCGAUGACAGCAUGAUUGGGCGCUCCAGGUCCCAACCGUCGAAUCGCAACGAAGCACGGCAGAUGAUUGGAGAUGCCCUUACCAGGAGUAGAGACUUCUCGACCAGACGCUCAACACCCAGCGGUAGAGACACCAGUGAGUCGCCAACCGCGAGAAGGGCUAAAUCUCUUUGCAACGAACCCAUCUCGUCGGGGCGCAGGUCAUCGUCGUCGUCAUCGUUGAGGGACUCCUGUGAUUCACCCACACCUAGAGACUCAGUAGGAAACCAGUCACCAACUGCCAGGAAGACAACGGAGGGAGUAGACCCUUUGUCUAUGCUAGUCAAAUAUGAAGGAGGUGGUUCCAAGAGAAAUGCCUUACUCAAAUGGUGCCAGGCUAGGACACAUGGCUAUAAGGGUGUUGAAGUGACGAACUUCAGUAGCAGUUGGAACGAUGGUCUUGCUUUCUGUGCUAUCAUACACAGCUACAUGCCUGAGAUGAUACCCUGGAAUGAACUCAAUAAUCAAGACAAGAAAAGGAACUUUACUGUGGCCUUCGUAGCAGGAGAGUCGAUAGAGAUAUCAUCCAUUUUGGACAUUGAUGACAUGGUGAGAUUGGAAAGACCAGACUGGAAAUCUGUCAUGACCUACGUCACAGCGCUAUACAAGCAUUUUGAGACAUAGUCUCGCUGUAGGUGAAAGGAUCACCAGUCUGUCAUGACAGUGCCAUGUUACAGCAUUAUUCAAGCACCUUGUGAUGUAGUCUUGCUGUGGAAGAAAGGAUCACCAGUCUAUGACAGUGUCACAGCAUUGUACAAUCACUUUGGGACGUAUUCUUGCUGUGGAAGAAAGGAUCACCAGUCUAUGACAGUGUCACAGCAUUGUACAAUCACUUUGGGACGUAUUCUUGCUGUGGAAGAAAGGAUCGCCAGUCUGUCAGGACAGUGUCACAGAAUUCUACAACAACUUCGAGACAAAGUCCUGCUGAAUCACAAAGGAUCACCAGUCGAUUAAGUUCAUGAUGUCAACACAGCAUUAUAGAAAGUGUCACUUUUUCAAUAUUCUACAUUGUUUUUUUGACCAAAUAUUUGCAAGUCAAUAAUAUUCCAUUCCAUUUUUUAAACAAUGCUAUGGAGAAAAUUUGUGAAUUUAGUUUGAUAUGUCAUCACAUUUAUUUACAACUCAAACUUUCAGAUCUGCUGGUAUUAAUUUGAAUCGGGUAUAAGAAAGCAGCUUAACAAAUUUGCAAUGAACACAAUGUUCUUUUUGUUCAGUAGAAGUUAUAACAACUUUCUAAAUGAUUUCCCUAAAUGAUUUCACGAUAUAACUCAGAUGGGUAUCAUUUAGAAUAGGGUGAAUGAUGAGGAUAAAAACUUGUCCUGAUGGGCUUGUUAACACCAGAAGAAAUCUCUGAUUGAAUCUCAAUAUUAUAUGGCACAACAUUUUGAAAAUAAGGCGAUUCCAUUAAUUAUGUCCUGCAUAACGCAAGUCUUUUAUCCAUUUUUUUCAUUCAAAAGAAGUAGUGUUUUUAUAUCAGUGCUGGGUAAGCGAGCAAACAAGCUGUAGCUAAUGUUUCCUUUACAGGAACAGAAAAUGGUAUUUUUAUGGGGAUGACGAUAAUUGCCAAAUUGGCAAUAUUACAGCUGAAUAGCAGAAAAUGCAUAAUUGUGCAGCCCUUGUUAGUGUAUUUCUUUUUACUUGCACAACAUAUAACUAUAAGGCUGAAGUCUAUUGCAAUGGUUGCUGUAUGUGUAGUUUAGAAGACCGAAAGGUUACGUCGUAUUCAUAGACUUUUAGAUGGAUUUUGAGUCUGCAUAGCAUACCUAUUUAGCCCAUCACCAAUGAAAAAAUUGAAAGUAGUAGUAUUCAAUUUUCAUGUUUGUUUAUUUAUUUGCUGCACAGGGAUUUCCAGCAAAAGGCUUUUUGUGAAAAAAUAUUGUUUAUUUAAUUGUCACCUUUAAAGUGUGCAUUAAGUUUGCUGGCAUAUUUUUAUUUUUAUUUUUCCUAUUAUAUGGUAUGUAUUUUAUUCAUUAUAAUCAUAGUUAUGAAUGUUAGGAUUUGUACUUAUUUUGUGUUUGUUUGAGUUUAUUCAGUAUUUAUUUAUAUUUCAAGUAUUACUCCGGUGUGUUGUGAUGCCAAAUAUUAUUUGAAUUUUUUAAAAGCCUCUUCUUUUUAGCAGCAUUCCAAGGUCCCGUACCACAAAACUUAGCAGUUGAUCGCAUAAUUGAUUUUUGUGAUUGAUGGCACAUUGUGAUCAAUGCAAUCAAUCGCAAAAAGCAAUUGUACAAUCAAUUGCUAUUAAGUUUUAUGUUACGGGGCCAAGCAGCAUUGAAUAUAAAAGCUUCUUUAUUCAACAUGCAAAGUUAUCUUCAUACUCCUGUCAAUUGAGACGCAUUAUAAGUUUGAGGUAGGAAACAUCUCCUUUUAAACAUUAUUUUAAAUGUCUUACCAAAUGCCAGAUAUCUUCCAGAUAUUUUCCAGGGUUCUUUUUAUCAUUCCACUUUUAAGAUAUUUGCAUUCCCUUUCUGUUAAGAUAUUAGUUGAUGUGAUUCCAUUUUGUGACAAAUACAUUGUGGCAAGCAACACAUUCCUUCUCAUGUCAAAAUCCAUACCUGUACUUUUUUAUUAUGAUUAAAUGCAAUUAAUUUGAUUCCACUGUUACCAAUGUCUGUGCAACACGACUAUUUGGUCCUAAAAAUAACAAAAUUCUGAUGUGUAGUGUAUGGCAUUUUUCUCUUGGGGUUCGUUAUGUCAGUCUCUAGAUAAGAACCUCGACUCCAACAUAAACAUUUGUUGGAUCAGAGGUUUAUACAAUAAUUAUGCAUGUAGAGACUGCUUAGGGUAGAAGAAAAAAAAGCAGUCUUUACGGUAAGAGGUCUUUUUAUACAGGUUUCUUUGUCAGGUUCCCUAAUGCAGACUUCUGCGAGAAACACUGUUCAAGGGAAAAAGAAAUAAUGUGGUCUUUAUAGACAGGUGGUAUUGAUACGUAGGUUGUCGAUCUAUACAGGUUAUUGCUAAAGCUGGUUUGAUUGUAGUAUACAUUAUUUAAAUUAUUGGCAGUGACAAUUUUGAUGAAACAUUUCAAUGUUUAAGGUAGUAUUUGAGGCUGCGCACUUCAUCUGUUAUCACAAACUAUUGAACACAGCUUUAUUCAACAGUUAAGCAACAAUUUUAUUUCAGCUUCCAAAUCUUUAUCAUUGAAACAUUGCUGGCAACGAUAUAAAUCUUGUUUUGUGGUAAAAAGCAAUAUUUCUUCUAAAGCAUUGCAUUGCACUUGCAUACUGAAUCAACUGUCUGCCUAUGUAUAAUGUGUGUUCCAAACUUUCUGUGGUUCGAAAGCUUGUAGAUUGAAGAAGAUGGUUGCUUUUUAUCUGUGUGUGACAUAGAUUCUUAAUGAAUUGAAAAAUUCCUAUGCAAAUAUUGCAAGUGUAUUCCAUUCACCGACAACAGAGGGCAGACUUUGUCCAAUUUUUGGUGACGUUUUCUGACAUUAGCAUCACAGUUAUGGCCUUGUAUUAAAAUGUGUUCUGUUUCCAUUUUAUGAUGUGCAAGCGAUGGAUGUUGCAUCUCCAUCUCUCUCUCUCUCUCUCUCACUCUCUCUCUCUCUCUCACUCACUGUCUCUCUCUCUGUCUCACUUUCUCUCUCUCUCUCUCUCUCUCUCUCCUUUCUCUAUUGAUGUAAAAACUGGGCGCUAACAAAUUAGUUGUAUGCUUCAGAUUUUUGUGUUCCAGUUGUCUGAAGUCACUGCCGGCUCUUGAUAAGUUUAUGCACUAGCUGAUCUUUAGCAUAUCUUCCUCUCGGUUGAAUUGGCUGAGAUAUGAAAACAAAUUUGUGUAAUUUAAAGCACUUUUAGUCAUUUUGACAGUGAUAUAAACAGAGAUAUAGAAGAGGAAAAAAAUAGAUAUGAAGCUUUAAAGCUGUGGUCUGCUUGUUCUCUUUGAAAAUUGAACCUCUGUACAUUGUCAUCUGUUUCAAUAUGUAAAUUCAUGUUACCUGUAAUACUUAUUAAGUUUCCAUUUAUUAUAAUUGAUUAUUUGACAAAGUUCUAUGGCUGAAAUUGACUUAAAUUCUUUUCUUUUUUUAGCCCUUCCAACGGAUUCCUUUAGUGUAUGAUAUCACACAUUAACGUACAAAGCAAAUUCAUAUUAUUCCAAUGUUCCUAUGUCUUUCCAACUAAUUUAUUAUAAUUCCUAUUUAAAUAGUUACUACUGACUCGGAUGUAUACAUCUGAAUGCUAAGUGUGGUAUAUAUCUUUUAAUUAUGUACACAUCUGAACAUAAUGCAAUCACUGCAUAACUAUUAUGAUACCAAUUGUUAAAUUUAUUAAUAGAUAUUAUUGCACUUUAAAAAGCACAUCACAUUAUCACUAAUAUAUCUCCAUGACUAAAGUGAUUUUUAUUAAUGUAUGAUAGUUUGACAAAAAUAUUUUGAGUAUAUUGUGUAUUCAUAUUUAUAUGUUGUGAUAAAUGAUCGUUAACCUGAAAGCAUAUGAUGAGUUGAUUUAUCAUAUAUCUAUACAACAAUUGGCCUGCUGAAUGGCGAAGAACAUAUGAAAACAAAUAAGCAAAUAUGGCAUGUUUAUUUUCUACGAGCUCAUAAUGACUUUAGAGAUAUACUCAAAGAAGACGAUAAAGUUUUAAAAGGUGAUUGAUGAUUAUUCUGUAAACGUGCUAGAUAACAGAACUUGAUAAAGUUUUAAACAAUGGUACAUUUAUUUCCAAGUAUCAUGAUCUGUAAUUCAUUCCAAACUUCCAUUUUUGUGUUAUGACCAUAUCUAUAUCUGUUACUUUGUUUGAUAUUACUUCCAAUGUCUUAUAUUUUGGGGCAUUCUUUUAGGUGCUUUUCUCUAUGACUGUUUUGUCAUGUGGGUUAUCCAUUUUCUUUUUAGCUGCAGGACUCAGACUGGUUCUCCAAAAUAAACUGAAACCAAAUUGUGACAUGGGUGUUUCUUCAACUAUGAUAUCGUAGCACAUGUAUCUGCAGAAAUAAAAUGUUACUUGCUCUCUUCCCAAAUGCAUUUCAAAUAUGGCCUGUUGAGAGACAGAAGGGUGUUAUUCCUUUGUUAGAGUCCUUUUGGCUCCUAGCAGGUGAUACAGUGAAAAAUAACAUAUUUGCCUGAUUAGGUAUGCAAGGUAUAUCAGUGUGUGUACAUUUUCUUUUAAUCAGUGGUAUUUGGAACCAGUGUAUAUAUAUAUUCAUGUCAUAUUUUAUUCACAAAGCGGUGAAUAGUUUUCACCAAACGGUUCAAUGAAGACUUCACCUCUCUUACUUUGUUUUAGCUGUACAAUUUACUGGCAUUUUUCUUCUUUUUCUGAAAGCACAACUUUACAAGUCAGGGUUAAAGGUGUUUUGCUACAUUGUAUAUCUGUAUUUAAAGUUGACCAGGGAUUAACUUUGCCUGGAGAAACUGUUCUUGAAGAUUAAACGAUAUGUGGAUAUAUUAUAGUGGUGUGUGUUGCUCAGUGUAUGCAAAAACUAUAUGGAGUGAUGAUUCCAUUUCAAAAUAAAUAGAUUUGAAUAUCAUAUCCAA
This is a messenger RNA of Strongylocentrotus purpuratus (purple sea urchin), 8273 nucleotides long. Its product is annotated as cytospin-A. NCBI's taxonomy places the organism in Eukaryota, Metazoa, Echinodermata, Echinoidea, Camarodonta, Strongylocentrotidae. The record is from RefSeq and is a predicted model, not a curated record. The transcript is spliced from 6 exons. Gene Ontology annotation, molecular function: protein binding. Bases 694 to 3426 code for a protein of 910 amino acids.